This is a messenger RNA of Cyanidioschyzon merolae strain 10D, 1533 nucleotides long. RefSeq lists its product as hypothetical. Gene Ontology annotation, cellular component: cytosol. Gene Ontology annotation, molecular function: hydrolase activity, acting on carbon-nitrogen (but not peptide) bonds, in linear amides. The coding region runs from base 1 to 1533 and encodes 510 amino acids. The transcript has a single exon. NCBI's taxonomy places the organism in Eukaryota, Rhodophyta, Bangiophyceae, Cyanidiales, Cyanidiaceae. The record is from RefSeq and is a predicted model, not a curated record.
AUGGAAACGGUGGGCCUCGAAGACCGCGUCGCUCUGGAGGCGUUGGCCAAGAAGCUACCGCGUGUGCUCAUCGUCUCUCGUCGCCACGUGCGAAAACAAAAGUUCGUUGAUUUUGUUGGCGAGUUUCAUCUGGAACUCGUCCUCGGCGGGGGAGCCGUGCCGGUCAUCGUGCCGCGAGUUCCGCGCAUGAUCGACUGCUUGGACUCGUAUGAACCGUUCCACGGUCUCUUGCUUUGUGAGGGUGAAGACAUUGACCCCAAAUUCUACAAGCACUACGAAAAUCAGGGCGGUGUGCUUGCCGAUCAGGAAACGCUGCGUCGAAUUCGGGAACGGCACGCUGAAGACACCACCUACGAUACAGCGAAGGACUCGAUCGAGUUCGAGUUGGCUCGCCGCUGCCUCCAGCGCGGCAUUCCCUAUUUGGGCAUCUGUCGAGGAAGCCAGGUCAUGAACGUCGCCUGCGGUGGUACCCUCUACGCCGAUAUCGAAGCCGAGCUCGGUGACACCGUCAAGCACAUCGACUAUAACAACUACGACGGCCACCGUCAUCGGAUUCGAAUCGUGCGCGAUACACCGCUCUAUCAAUGGUUCGAGGAAGAUGAGCUCUGGGUCAAUUCGUAUCAUCACCAGGGCGUGAAGAAGCUGGCACCGCGUCUGAAGCCGAUGGCGCACGCCGAUGACGGCCUCGUGGAGGCCUUCUACGACCCAAACUGUUUCGAUCCAACACAGGGACGCUUUCUGGUGGGUCUUCAGUUCCAUCCCGAACGGAUGGUAAAUGUGGAGCUUGCAUUACGCGAAGGUCGUAUGGAAUACGAGUACCGGGGGUGCCCGAAGGUUUACCAUACCUUUAUUCAGGCUGUUUUGUCCUAUUUCGAACGGGAACAUGUCGCAGCCGGACUGCACGGGUGCACUGCAGGCGCUGCGACGCCCGCGGUCGAUCCUCGACAGCGGGCCACAGGCCUGGUGCCGACUGGCGAGCUCGAGGCCGCACGCUUGCGACUUGUGCGCAGUUUUGAACGCGCUGCGGACCUUUAUUAUCGCUCUCAAGUGACUUGUAUGAACGAUGACGCCAUUGAACUGGGAACCUCGUUUCUGCUUGAUCCAACGGGCCUGGCUGAGAUCACCCGACGACUGGCAGCUGCUGGUGCGACAGUGCACGGUGGCAGGUAUUACUAUCGUAAGGACAAAGAUGUCUCAAUGAGGAAGCGGCACCUCUUGCUCCAGACGGAAUCUCAAACGCAUGCCGAGCCGCUGAACUCCUCCGACGUGCUCCGGGACACGAUUCGCACACUGCUCGAGCGAGUCGGCAAUGCUGCGCUCGAUUCAGCGGUAUUCGAAAAGGUGCUCUUAGACUCGGUUUCCGAGAUGUCCGCCGAAGAGCUGGAUCGACUGCAGCAGCUGGCACAAGCACUGCUGGAAGCCGCUCGCAAGCGUCGCGCCGAACUGCAAGCCUUGCGCAUACCGCAGCGUGUGAGCGGCGAUCCCGCUGAUCCGCGGCAGCGGUCAAGCUCAUGCAACGCAUUGGGGCCAUGA